AUGUUUCACAAAUUUAUUAGCACACUUACAAAUAAAAAGAUUACACAAACAAUCAUGGGCACAAUUAAUAAAGAAAACAUUAAACCAGCAAUGCUUUUAUCAGCAUUUGGUGAUGCUUGUGGAUAUAAAAAUGGUAUUUGGGAGUUUGAAAAGUCUCCAUCAAGAAUAUAUGAACACUAUGAAUAUCUUGGUGGUUAUAAAAAUCUAAAAAUAAAUAAGAAAGAUUGGAGAUUAUCAGAUGAUACAAUUAUGCAUAUUGCAACAGCAAUUGCAAUAACAAGACCAACCAAUACAGAUAAUGAAUCAAUAUGUAAAGAAUUAGCAAAAGCAUAUAUUCAUUCAAUGGAAGAUAUGGCAGGAAGAGCACCAGGAAUUCAAACAAUUAAUUCAGUAUCACUGAUGACACAAACUGGAAUGAGAUCCAAAGUUUAUCAAUGGAAUGAGAUUGAUUUCUCUGAUAGAGCAGGUGGUUGUGGUGGAUCAAUGAGAUCUAUGUGUAUUGGAUUUAAAUAUUGGUCUGAUGAACAAUUGGAUACAUUAAUUGAAUUAUCAAUUGAAAGUGGUAGAAUCACACAUAAUAACCCAGUUGGCUUUCUAGGUGCAUUAGUAUCAGCAUUAUUUGCCUCAUAUGCAAUCAGAUCAAUUCCACCAAAAACCUGGCCUUUGAAAUUAAUGACAGAGGUAAUGCCAAAAGCUAGAGAAUAUUUAGAGAAAACUUCAAAUAGUUCAAAUCGUAACAUUGAAAAUUAUGAAAAAGGUUGGAAUUAUUUUUGGAACUCUUGGAAAUCUUAUUUAAAAUUAAGACAAAUUCCAUCGAAUCCAGACGAAUUAAAAGCAGCCAAUGAUAAGGGUAUCGAUUAUCCAGUUUUCCCAAAAGAUUAUUCAGAUUAUAAAGUUAGAGAGAAUUUCUAUCAUUCAAUUUCAUUUAGUGGUUGGGGUGGUUCAUCAGGUCAUGAUUCAUGUAUUAUAGCAUAUGAUGCCUUAUUAGGUUCUGCUGAUAAUUGGGAAGAAAUGAUUAAAAGAUCAGUUCUUCAUGGUGGUGAUAAUGAUUCAACUGGUGCUAUUGGUUGUUGUUGGUGGGGUGCUCUCUAUGGUUUCAAUGGUGUACCAGAAUGUAAUUAUGAAAAAAUUGAAUAUAAAUCAAUCAUCGAAGGUUUAGCAAAAGAAAUUUCAAAUUAA
Molecule: messenger RNA, 1179 nt
Organism: Dictyostelium discoideum AX4
Lineage: Eukaryota; Evosea; Eumycetozoa; Dictyosteliales; Dictyosteliaceae
Gene: adprh
Product: ADP-ribosylarginine hydrolase
Exons: 4
Coding region: 1-1179 (392 amino acids)
Molecular function (GO): ADP-ribosylarginine-[protein] hydrolase activity
Source: RefSeq, a predicted model, not a curated record